UUAUUUUGAACGACCUGAUAUUACAUCCGGCGGUCUAAUGACCAAUGUCAAUAAAGACUCGGAAGAUGUGCAUAAUGCAAUUUCAGAAAACAUGGGAUACAUUAUACAAUAUACCGUUACCGCCCUCAGUUGUCUCGUGCUGGCAUUUUCGAAAAAUGCUAUUCUAACCUUGGUGAUAUUAGCCUCUAUGCCGCUGGUAUUUUUGGUAUUGGCCAUCACUUCUCGUCUUGCCGGUCCUUUACUAUCGAAGGAACGUGAAAUAUUCAUGAAAGCCGGUAAUACACUCGAAAACGCCUUGAACGCCAUCAAAACCAUCAAAGCGUUUAACGGCGAGGAGAAGGAGGAGAAGAAACACCUGGACAAUCUAGAGGAGGCUAACGCCACUUCUAGUGGCUUGGCCCGUAUCUACGCUCUACGCACCGGCCUAAUUCAAUUCUUUCUGUUGUCAUUGUUCUUUCAAGGAUUCUGGUACGGGUCAGUGUUGGUGGCCGAUAAACAACUCGUCCCCGGAGAUGUGUUGAGUAUAUUCUACGCUAGUCUACUCGGUGUCAGCGUGAUAAAGGGUGUGCUACCAAAAUUACUGGCAGUAUCCAAGGCCAAAGAAGCCAUGAAAUCAAUAAACACUUUGUUAGGAAAAGUAGCGUUGAUGGAUUUGGAAGCAUUAAGAGGUUUCAAAUUGUCAGAGGUAGAGGGAAACAUUGAGUUCAACGAGGUCAGUUUCUCGUAUCCCAGUCGUCCGGACGUGCCGGCGUUGAACAACAUCAACCUUCUCAUCCCGGCCGGACAGACCACCGUGUUCGUCGGACAAAGCGGUUCCGGAAAGUCAACCAUAGCACAAUUGGUGCAACGUCUUUAUGAACCGAAUAAUGGUUUGAUCACUUUGGACGGACGUGAACUUCGAAUUUUAAAUAUUUCCUGGCUUAGACAGCAGAUUGGCGUUGUCAGUCAGGAACCUGUCCUCUUUGAUGACACCGUAUUUCAAAACGUCGCCUAUGGAAGACCCGAUUAUUGGAAUGUCACUCUGGAAGAGGUUAUCUCCGCGUGCAAGGCCGCAUGCAUUCAUGACUUUAUACAGGAACUACCGGAAGGAUAUAACACCCAUUUAGGCGACAAAGCAAAGAAACUUUCGGGUGGUCAGCGACAAAGAUUGUCUAUUGCUCGGGCUUUAAUAAAGGACCCAGCCAUUUUGAUCCUCGACGAAGCGUCAAGUGCGCUCGAUAUGGAAUCUGACGCAUUGGUGCAACAAGCUCUACAUAACAGUCGUGUCGGUCGAACCACCAUCGUCAUCACUCACAAUCUAUCUCAUAUCAACAAAUCGGAUGUCGUAUACGUAUUAUCUGAUGGCGAAAUUGUGGAAUGCGGCACUACCACACAACUUCUCGAAAAUUCAGAAGGUCAAUUUUCAAAGUUAGCAGAAGAAUCUUGUCAGAAACGUAACCCCAAACGAAGAACUCACGAAUUGGAUAUGAUCAACAUGAGAUUGAGAUGCUCUGAAAUUCACCAACCGCACAGAUCGGUCCACAUCGCCAAUGAUAUCCCUCCUUCACCGAGCCUACGAAAACGAACGUCGCAUGUUGGAUGGAGUUCGCCUACUUAUGCCGAACACUUUGACGCAAGAUCAAUGGAUAUUCUGAAUACUUCCGCUUCAGCCGCCGUCUCACGACGGCGUAUGUCAUUUUUCGAUAUUUUAAGUUAUUAUGAAGACGAAACUGAAGAUGGAGCUUUGAUUGAUAUCUUGGUGACCAAUCCUGACGACGCUUCCGUGAGAGAGGGACGAACACGUGUCAGUGUUCUGGAAUUGAUUCGAGAGACAAUGCAAAACAGAGCCGUCUACUCGUUGGGAGUGAUUUCCUCCAUCAUCAAUGGUCUCGUGAUGCCCAUAUUUUC
Messenger RNA from Acaulospora colombiana, 1887 nucleotides. Lineage: Eukaryota; Fungi; Glomeromycota; Glomeromycetes; Diversisporales; Acaulosporaceae. The record is from the annotation of a GenBank genome assembly.